CGCACUGAACGCAACAUCAUCAUCAGAACGUACCGUGAGCCCAACAUGGUCGCAGCGCACACUUCUUCACAGUCAUCACCAGCUGCCGAGUGGAUUACAUGUCUGGAUAAGAGGCCGGAAGAACGCUCAGGGGAAGAUGUGGAUAUAAUCUUAGCUCGUCUGAAAAGCGUGAAGGCCUUUGAGAGGUUUGAGCCCAGUUUGUUGCAGCAGAUAUGCAAGUGUGGAUUCUAUGAAUCCUUGGAAAAAGGCAUCACCUUGUAUCGCCAAGGAGACAUUGGCACCAGCUGGUAUGCUGUUCUCUCUGGGUCACUGGAUGUUAAAGUUUCAGAGACGGCACAUUGUCAAGAUGCUGUCACUAUUUGUACUCUGGGGACGGGCACAGCAUUUGGGGAGUCCAUCCUUGAUAACACCCCCCGAAAUGCCACCAUUGUCACGCGAGAAUUUAGUGAGCUCCUUCGUAUUGAACAGAGAGACUUUAGGGCUCUGUGGGAGAAAUAUCAUCAAUGCAUGGUUGCAGUUCUUGCACCACCCUGUGGUGUAAUGGAAAGUGUUUGCAGCUCAGAGCGAAUGCCCGAUAAAGAAAACAUAAACAACAGCUCAAUCAUUGCAGUCUGCAAACAUCAGAAUAAGGUGCCCUCUGAGAAGAUCCUGCGAGCGGGGAAGAUUCUUCGAAAUGCCGUCCUGUCCACAGCACCUCACAUAAUCAGGGACAGGAAGUACCAUCUGAAGACAUACAGGCACUGUUGCAUGGGGACAGAGUUGGUUGACUGGCAACUACAACAGAGCUCAUGCGUCCACUCUCGCAUUCAGGCUGUGGGCAUGUGGCAGGUGUUGCUGGAAGAAGGUGUUCUCAACCACGUGGAGCAGGAACUGAGCUUCCAGGACAAGUACCUUUUCUACCGCUUUCUGGACGAUGAACAGGAGGAUCCUCCUUUACCCAGUGAGGAGGACAGGAAGGAGAGCCAAGAGGAGCUGCAGGAUACACUGCUCCUGCUCUCACAGAUUGGACCUGAUGCCCACCUGAGGAUGAUUCUGAGGAAGCAUCCAUCAGAGAAAACGACAGAUGAUUUGGAGAUAAUAUAUGAAGAGCUGAUUCACAUAAAGGCCUUGUCGCACUUAUCUACCACUGUAAAAACAGAACUGGCAGGAGUGCUAAUCUUCGAGUCCCAUGAAAAAGCAGGAACAGUGUUGUUCAAUCAAGGAGAUGAGGGCACAUCAUGGUACAUUAUCCUGAAGGGCUCUGUGAACGUUUUAAUCUAUGGCAAAGGGGUUGUUUGCACGCUUCAUGAAGGAGACGACUUUGGGAAGCUUGCUCUUGUUAACGAUGCCCCGCGAGCUGCCUCCAUUGUUCUGCGAGAGGACAACUGUCAGUUCCUGAGGGUUGACAAGGAGGACUUCAACAGGAUUUUGAGGGAUGUGGAGGCCAACACUGUGCGUCUGAAGGAGCACGGUCAGGAUGUUCUGGUUCUUCAAAGUCUCAGCAGCAGUCGAACCUCCAGCCGUGGAGCCACACCAUCCAAUUACAAAUAUGCUGUAAUGUCUGGAACACCAGAGAAGAUUCUGGAGCACCUCCUUGAAAGGAUGCGGUUGGAUUCUCAAUUCACAGAGUCAGACUCUGCUUUAGAUGACUUUGUGCUCAUGCACUGUGUCUUCAUCCCAAACAGUCAGCUGUGUCCAGUGUUGAUGGCCCAUUACCACGCCCAGGCCUCGCAGGGCUCUGAUCAAGAGAAACUGGACUAUGCACUAAACAAUAAACGCAGGGUGAUCCGUCUGGUGAUGCAGUGGGCUUCUGUACAUGGAGAUUACCUACAUGAGGAGGACACCUCACUUUCUUUCCUAGAGGAAUUUUUCACUGCUGUAGCUAAUGAUGCAAAAGUGAUCCUAUCCCUCAAGGAUGAGCUAUCAGAAUUGGAGACCAUUGUUAAGUGCAACAUUGAAGAUGCCAGAUCCUCACAGAAAAAGCACAAAAUUCUGCUGCGACAAUUCAGCAUGGGAGACGAGAAGCUUCAGAAACGGCAGCCAAUCAAAAGUAAUGAUGAAAUUCUGUUCAAAGUCUACUGCUAUGACGAAACUUACACAACACUCCGAGUCUCUGUGGCUGCCUCAGUAAAGGAGGUUAUUGGUACUGUGUCCGAAAAGCUGGGGUCAGCGGACAACCUCUUCUUGGUCAGCCUGAGCUCAGCAGGAGAGAAAGUCAUCUUCAAACCCAGCGAUGUCUCAGUGUUCUCCACACUCAGUAUAAAUGGACGACUGUUUGUCUGUCAGAGAGAUCAGCUGGAUUCUUUGACACCUUUACCUGAGCAGGAGGGUCCCUCUGAAGGUUCUUUGGCCAUCUUUGAACUGAUGAGCUCUAAAGAUGUGGCUUAUCACAUGACUUUUUAUGACUGGGAGCUGUUUCACUGUGUGCAUGAGUUGGAACUCAUCUAUCACACAUUUGGGAGGCAAAACUUCAAGAAGGCAACUGUGAACUUGGACUUGUUCCUAAAAAGAUUUAAUGAAAUCCAGUUUUGGGUGAUCACAGAGAUCUGCCUGUGUUCUCAGUUCAGCAAACGUGUGCAGCUCCUCAGGAAGUUCAUCAAGAUUGCUGGCCACUGUAAGGAAUACAGAAAUCUGAAUGCCUUCUUUGCUAUCAUCAUGGGACUGAGUAACCCAGCAGUUAGCAGACUCAGUCAGACCUGGGAGAAACUUCCCAGCAAAUUCAAGAAGUCUUACGGAGAAUUUGAAAAUUUGAUGGACCCAUCCAGGAACCAUCGAGCGUACAGAUUGACAGUUGCUAAGCUGGAGCCCCCCAUCAUUCCUUUCAUGCCACUGUUGAUCAAAGAUAUGACAUUUACUCAUGACGGCAACAAGACGUUCAUUGACAACUUGGUCAAUUUUGAGAAGAUGAGGAUGAUCGCCAAUACAGUAAAAACAGUCAGACACUGCAGGAGCCAGCCGUUCAGUCCAGAUUCACCUCAGGCGAACAAGAGCCACCCAGAAGUGCGGAGCUACGUACGUCAACUCAAAGUGAUCGACAACCAAAGAACAUUAACUCAACUCUCUCAUGGACUGGAGCCUCGCAGGCUUUGAAGAUGCUCAGGGACAGAGAUGUUGAUGCUGCUGAAAUGCUACACAUGGAAGUGAUUGAACUGACAGACAGACAGUUGUGUGGAGGACCUACAGUGUAACGCCACAUCAGAUAAUGACAUUGUUUCAGAGGCCACAUCCCGUGCUGUUGAGCUUUUAAUUAUUGUAAUUUGUGAUAUUCUAAGAGCAUUGAUCUACUUGCUGUUGUGCUUUUAAUAUCUGUGUGCUGCUGCAGAAAUUACCGUCAUCUCCAAGUCAAAUAAUAGGAACAGCUGGUGAAAUGAAAGAUUUAUCUCAUUAUUAAUAUUUCAUAUUUAAAAUACACAUCAUAGAUAUUCUUCAUAAUCGUUUGUGUUCUAUUUUAGAUUUAUCAGAAGAUAUUUUUUAGUUGUCCAACUUUAUUAUGUGUUGUAAAUUGUACAUUAUUUUUUGUGAGCUCAGUCGUUUUAAAAAGUGCAAUGAUCUGAUUAAAUAUUUUAAAUA
Messenger RNA from Thalassophryne amazonica, 3549 nucleotides. Its product is annotated as rap guanine nucleotide exchange factor 4-like. The record is from RefSeq and is a predicted model, not a curated record. Gene Ontology annotation, biological process: Ras protein signal transduction; positive regulation of GTPase activity. The transcript has 31 exons. Gene Ontology annotation, cellular component: plasma membrane. NCBI's taxonomy places the organism in Eukaryota, Metazoa, Chordata, Actinopteri, Batrachoidiformes, Batrachoididae. Gene Ontology annotation, molecular function: guanyl-nucleotide exchange factor activity. Bases 46 to 3069 code for a protein of 1007 amino acids.